This is a messenger RNA of Phragmites australis (common reed), 2634 nucleotides long. RefSeq lists its product as uncharacterized. Gene Ontology annotation, biological process: DNA repair; telomere maintenance. Gene Ontology annotation, molecular function: DNA helicase activity. NCBI's taxonomy places the organism in Eukaryota, Viridiplantae, Streptophyta, Magnoliopsida, Poales, Poaceae. Bases 1 to 2634 code for a protein of 877 amino acids. The record is from RefSeq and is a predicted model, not a curated record. The transcript is spliced from 3 exons.
AUGGCAAGACGAAGCAUUCCCCGUGCAAAUUGUGUCAUGGGUACAAAUAUUACCGAUGCAACAAAUGGCUCUGUGGUUAGCUCCAACAAUAUUGAUACAACAGAAGCUAUCUAUCAGAACCUACCAGAUAGCACUCAUAUGUUGAAACCUCAGCCAAACUGUCACCAUUGUGGUGCUAGAAGGUUCGAAUAUGAGUCAUUGGGAUUUUGUUGCAAGGAUGGGAAAGUCAAACUGGAGAUGCCAGAACCACCAGAAGAGCUUCAACUGCUGUACACAAGUGGGGAUCCUGAAUCACAACAUUUUCGGGACAGCAUUAGAUUUUUCAAUGGUCAUUUCUUAUUCACCACACUCUAUUGUGAUUAUGACAAGGAACUCGCAAAUGCAAGAGAUGGAGUGUACACAUUUAAAGCUCAUGGACAAAUGUACCACAAUAUACACUCAUUCGGACAACGAGAUGAUGACCCGAGCCAUUUGCAACUAUACUUCUAUGAUGACGAUCCUUCCUUAUCACAUCGUUUUCGACGCGCCCGAGAUGAAACAUAUAGAGCAAGAGAUAGGAGUGUCAUUAGAAGUUUGGUGGGCAUCCUAAGAGACAACCCUUACUCUGAAACAUUCAGGAGCCUAGGACAAGUUGAAGAUAUGGACGAAUAUCGUAUUGUGCUAAACAUUGAAUACAAACUAGACCAGAGAGUAUAUAACAUGCCAUUAACAUCAGAGGUGGCUACUGUGUGGGUCGAGGGAAGCGAGUUGCACAAACAUUUUGAUCGCAGCAUAACUCUCUUUGCUAAUAAUGACACAUAUUAUUCAAUCAGACCUCAUCAUGGGUGCUAUGACCCUUUGUCAUAUCCUCUCCUUUUCCCGAGUGGGGAGCUUGGUUGGCAUCCAGAGAUACCAAAACAAGGUGUUGAUAUUAGACAGAUACGAAGGUCUCAGUCCGUAAAUCCCGACAACCCAGACACUAAUAGCACGUUGUGCGUCACGAUGCGCGAAUAUUAUUGCUACAAGUUCCAGAUGCGCCGUGGAAUGUUCAACACCAUCUUGCAUGGGAAGCGCCUAUUCCAGCAAUUUGCAGUUGAUACCUAUAUAAAGCUUGAAACAUCGCGUCUGAACUAUAUUCUGCACAACCAAUCAAGAAUACGUACAGAUCUUUACCAGGGCUUAGUGGAUAGUAAUCAAAAUCGCACAUGCAAGAGCUAUUAUCCAUGCCAGUUUACUGAAACAACUCUCCAAGGCAAGGACUCUUACCCCAUCUACAGAAGACGGGAUGAUGGGCAGAAGGUACAAGUAAGAGGGCAUGUCUUGGACAACAGAUGGGUUGUGCCUUAUAAUCCUAAGCUACUAAGGAGGUAUGACUGCCACAUCAACGCCGAGGUUUGCUCAAGCAUUAAGGCUGUCAAGUACCUUUACAAAUACAUCUACAAGGGUCAUGACAGGGCAUCUGUUUCUAUCAGUGAUGCCGACGGCGAUCAUGAGAUUAAUGAGAUCGAUGAUUACAGGGAAGCUAGAUGGGUAGCCCCACAGGAGGCACUGUGGAGAAUCUUUGCCUUCGAUCUUAGUGGGAUCUCCCCCCUAGUGCUCCAGCUGCAACUUCAUCUCCCUGGCAUGCAUCUCGUGUCCUACAGGGAUAACGCGGAUGUACGUCAGGUUUUGGACCAACAAGGUGCCUCUGAGACCAUGUUAACUGGGUAUUUUAAGGCGAAUUGUGAGUUCCCGUGGGCACGGAGCAUACUAUAUAGGGAAUUCCCAGAAAAUGCAGUUUGGAACCCUACAUUAAAGAAAUGGAAGAAGAGAAAACAACGCACACAGGUUGGAAGGAUCAUCUCAGCGCAUCCUGCAGAAGGAGAAAGAUACUAUCUAAGGGUACUACUAAACCAUGUGGCAGGUGCUACUUCAUAUGAAAAUCUAAGGACAUUUGAUGGUGUUGUCUACCCUACCUUUCGUGAAGCUGCCGAGAAAAGAGGUCUUAUUGAGUCAGACAAUAACAUCGAUGAUUGCUUAACAGAGGCUGAAAUAUUCCAUAUGCCAUCAUCUCUCCGAAGGCUGUUUGCCACAAUAUUGGUUUUCUGUGAACCCAACAAUGUCCGUGGGAUAUGGAACAAGCACCUAGAGGCAAUGUCCGAAGACUUCAGACGAGACCAAAUGAACUCACAUGUAGUUGAACAAAUGGUUAUGUUGGAUAUUAGAAAUAUGCUACAGUCAAUGGGUAAGGACAUAUCAUCAUUCCCUCUUCCUGAGAUCGAAGAGGAGCAUGACACCAUGUCUGGAGAGGUAAGGGAAAUAUUCGAAGAGAGAUAUAUAGAGGUAGACCAUGAAUUUGCCUCGGUCGUGUCAUCUCUCAAUCGUGAACAACGGUAUGCUUAUGACAAAAUAUUAUCAUAUGUUGACAGCGGUAAUGGAACUGCUUUCUUUGUUGAUGGUCCUGGAGGGACCGGAAAGACAUUCCUAUACAAAGCUUUGCUAGCGAAAGUCCGUAGUGAGGGAAAGAUAGCUGUUGCUACCGCGACGUCUGGUGUUGCUGCCUCCAUCUUGCCUGGUGGCAGGACUGCACACUCAAGAUUUAAGAUAUCACUUAGCAUACAAGAAGGAGGAGUUUGUAACUUUACGAAGCAGAGUGAGACCGCGAAACUUCUUUGA